AUUAUUACCACUACUAAUUUGAUAUCUCAGGUUUUUAUGUGUAUGUUUUAAUGGAAACCAAACGAUUAUCUACAAAUACAUGCAGUGACUAUUCUGAUGAUGAGAUUUCUUUUGGAGCUCGCUCUAGGAAUGCUACUCCCUCUCUCUCCCAACCUGCAACACCUCUCAGACCAUUGUACGAGGAAGAACACGUUGAUGUGCACUCUCCAAAGGCAACGCCCAACACAGGGAUGUUACUAGACAUCAAGAAGUUGAACCUCACUCCCAAAUCAGAGAUACGGCGCUCUCUGGAGAAUCCUUGUGAGAAGUCACCAUCUUGUCAGAGAAUGGUAGGCUAUGAAGAGGUGGGAGAAUCUACCGAGAAAGAGCUGUUGGCUCACAAGAUAGAAAAUUUUGCAGAGGAUUUUGAUCAGAUGUUUAACCAGGAAGUAGAAGUGGUGAAGACGUCCCAUAAUAUCAGUAUCACAGAUCUCUGUGAUAGUAUCACUAAACUAGACCUCGAUUGCUCCCUGGAGAAACGAAAUUCUCUCUCCAAGAACACCAGUCCUUAUGUGCCAGGAGAGGUACGAACAGAGAUACACAACUUAGGAAACUUGCUGAUGGCAGAGGCAAAUAAGAACAGUUCUACUGUAUUCAUUUCUCAGGAAGAAGAAGAGGAACUGUUGGGUGGUGCGUUUGAUGGUGAAGAAGAAGAGGAACUGUUGGGUGGUGCGUUUGAUGGUGAAGAAGAAGAGGAACUGUUGGGUGGUGCGUUUGAUGGUGAAGAAGAAGAAGAGGAACUGUUGGGUGGUGCGUUUGAUGGUGAAGAAGAAGAGGAGGACUUGUUGGGUGGUGCGAUUGAUGGUGAAGAAGAGGCUGGGCUUCUUAGUGGUGGACCUGAUGGUGAAGUAGAGAAGAAAUUUCUUGAGCGUGGACUUGGUGUUGAAGAAGAGGAUCAGUUUGAUGGCAACAUCUCGCAGUUUGAUGAAUUGUUAGAUCAGGAUCUCGAGGUUUUGAGAGGCAAAUCACCAAAACCUGUUCCAAAAGACAUUGAUAUGUCUGAAAUUGCUAAAUAUUUUGAAGACAAGUACAAUUAUUCGUUUGACCAGGCAACAGAAGAUCCUUUAGUAAAACAACCUGCCCCCUCUGAAGAGUUACACGAUCUUGAGGACAUUCACCUGGACAGGUUUGUGCCAGUAGCAGCAGUAACCCCUACACUAGACUCAGUUGAGACGGGACUAUAUGAGGGAGUUGGAGAGAGUUCCUUCCUUUACAAGUCACUUGACAUACCACAAAAUGAGGAAAGCUUUGUAGUUCUACCCGAGAGUGGAGAAGAGAGACUUUCUGGCAACUAUUUUCAGAGAAUGGCCUCUGAUAAAGAGUUGUAUCAAGAAUCCGUGCACACAAUGUUUUCAGAACAGCUACAGGGUUAUACUCCAUCAUCAGAUGACAGUGUAAUUGUUAUCCCAGAACCCACUGUAAAACCUCAGAUAUACGAAGAAGUAUCUGAUACCGAUUUAAGUGCUUACCUUGCGGAAAAUAGAUCAAACGAGGAAGAAAAGAUAAUUACUGCUCCUGACUAUGAGGAUGUUUCAGAAACUGACCUGAGCGAGUAUUUGAGUCAAGAUGAGAACUCAGAUAUGUCACCCAAUACAAAACCAGAAACUGGUCCGGAAUUAUACAAACCCACUACUGAAACACACUCACCAAUCGAAAUUUCUGACUUUAACUCAGAAAAAAAACAGGAAGAGGAUCAGAAUUUGUUUAAAAAAGAGAUAAGUCCUAAUACUGGGUCCGUGCUCACUUUUGACCAGAGUCCUACACCUCAUGACAAGAUAACAGAUGGUGCUGCCGCUCCCUCUGAACAAUAUAUCUCUCUGCAUGAGGAACCUAAUCAUAUUGAUGAGGUAUCUGAAGUUGCUAGCCCAGAGCAAGAUGAUUGUGAGAUGAUUGUAGAAGAACCUAUUGCUAGAGACGCAAAACCACUCAGCAACUCAAUUAACACUAAUACUCUAUCAGGACACCUUGCUUAUAGUCCAGAGGAAUCAACAACUGAAUAUUGUACCGAAAUACUUGCUAGCGAAGAGCAGGAGCAUCUUGACAAUAAAGAGGUUGAAGAUAAAACUGCUACAGUACCUGUUGCUAUAGAAGAGGAAGUUUCUUCUGGAGCAGGGGAUUUGGAAGAGAAAAAGAAGAAUUGUGCAUAUAUAGAAAAGCAACCUUACACAACCAUUGAAGAAUCUUCUGGAAUCAUAAAAAGCUCUAAUGCUGUUGAAGAAGAUUGUUAUUUCAGUAUUUUAGAAGAGCCUGUAACCUUGAACAAUCAAUCUAUACUGAACCAAGAAGAAUAUGUCAAAAGCAUUGACGAAAUUGAUCCAAUUAAUUUUACAGUUGAUCCAUUCAUCACCAAUGUUGAUCCAGUGAGUAUUGAAGAUGAUCCAGUUAGCGUUGAAGUUGAUCCAGUCAUCACCGAUGUUGAUCUAGUGAGUGUUGAAGAUGAUCCAGUUAGCGAUGAAGUUGAUCCAGUCAUCACCGAUGUUGAUCCAGUGAGUGUUGAAGAUGAUCCAAUUAAUUUUGAAGUUGAUCCAGUCAUCACCGAUGCUGAUCCAGUGAGUGCUGAAGAUGAUCCAAUUAAUUUUGAAGUUGAUCCAUUCAUCACCGAUGUUGAUCCAGUGAGUAUUGAAGAUGAUCCAGUUAGCGUUGAAGUUGAUCCAGUCAUCACCGAUGUUGAUCUAGUGAGUGUUGAAGAUGAUCCAGUUAGCGUUGAAGUUGAUCCAGUCAUCACCGAUGUUGAUCUAGUGAGUGUUGAAGAUGAUCCAGUUAGCGUUGAAGUUGAUCCAAUUAAUUUUGAAGUUGAUCCAGUCAUCACCGAUGUUGAUCUAGUGAGUGUUGAAGAUGAUCCAGUUAGCGUUGAAGUUGAUCCAGUCAUCACCAAUGUUGAUCUAGUGAGCGUUGAAGAUGAUCCAGUUAGCGUUGAAGUUGAUCCAGUUAGCGUUGAAGUUGAUCCAGUCAUCACCAAUGUUGAUCUAGUGAGUGUUGAAGAUGAUCCAGUUAGCGUUGAAGUUGAUUCAGUCAUCACUGAUAUUGAUCUAGUGAGUGUUGAAGAUGAUCCAGUUAGCGUUGAAGUUGAUCCAGUCAUCACCGAUGUUGAUCUAGUGAGUGUUGAAGAUGAUCCAGUUAGCGUUGAAGUUGAUCCAGUCAUCACCAAUGUUGAUCCAGUGAGCGUUGAAGAUGAUCCAGUUAGCGUUGAAGUUGAUCCAGUUAGCGUUGAAGUUGAUCCAGUCAUCACCAAUGUUGAUCUAGUGAGUGUUGAAGAUGAUCCAGUUAGCGUUGAAGUUGAUUCAGUCAUCACUGAUAUUGAUCUAGUGAGUGUUGAAGAGAGUCCUGUGAGUGUUGAAGUUGAUCCAGUUAGCGUUGAAGUUGAUCCAGUCAUCACCAAUGUUGAUCUAGUGAGUGUUGAAGAUGAUCCAGUUAGCGUUGAAGUUGAUUCAGUCAUCACUGAUAUUGAUCUAGUGAGUGUUGAAGACGGUCCUGUGAGUGUUGAAGAUGAUCCAGUUAGCGUUGAAGUUGAUCCAGUCAUCACCGAUGUUGAUCUAGUGAGUGUUGAAGAUGAUCCAGUUAGCGUUGAAGUUGAUUCAAUCAUCACCGAUGUUGAUCUAGUGAGUGUUGAAGACGGUCCUGUGAGUGUUGAAGAGAGUCCUGUGAGUGUUGAAGAUGAUCUUGGUGACUGCACAACAAAAGAAGAUGUAACACAGGAGGAUCUGGUGUCUGCUAAUAAUGUUUUAGAUCAAUUUGAUAGAGGAUCUCAGAGUUUAUCGGAGGAUAUAAUGAUCCCUAAUCACAAUGAGCCCGGUGAAAUGUCUGAUCAAAUAGCCAGCACUGAAUUAGAAAUUGUUACCAAUUUAUCUCGGACAGAAGAACAAGACAAAAUUACUGCAGAAAGUGACGUAUCUUUUUCCCAAAACGUUGGUGAAAUUAGUGGGACUUCAGUAGCUACAUAUCCAACUGAAGAAAACGAACUGUUUAUCGCUCGACCAGAUUUUCUUGAAGAAGAGGACUAUGACAGUAUUGCGCCUUUAUGUUCCCGCGAUAGUAUGAGCAGCGUGAAGUCUAGAGAAUCCCUGGGUCUCCUCCCUCCCUCUUACCUCGCUAAUAUUGACAAUGACGAUCUCUUCAUCUCUCAAGUUAACUCGCCAUCUGUCCUGUUCGGUGACAAAGAAAAGAGUUAUCUCAGACAAGUUCUCAAACCUCCUUCUCCGAUGUAUCAAGGUCAGCAGAUAGUGAUGGAGCCGAGUAAACGGGUUCGCGAUCCUGCGACUACUCCAGUCUCCUACAAGCCAAAACUUUUGAGAGCAGAUAAGAAGAACACACCAGUAAAAGCGGUACACAGUACAACUCCUAAAAGAGGUGCCGCACGGCCCCCAACUCCUACAAGAGGUGCCGCACGGCCCCCAACUCCUACAAGAGAUGCAGCAAGGCCCCCAACUCCUACAAGAGAUGCAGCAAGGCCCCCAACUCCUACAAGAGGUGCAUCAAAACCUCCUCGACCAUCAACUCUUCCCUGCAUGGCUCCUCAAAAGGAGGAUAUAGGAGAGGAAAGGUCAACGUUCGCGGCAUUUAGAGCUAAACUUGGCUCUCCAGUCUCAAAAACACCAAGUUUUAGUCCUGUCUCCAAAUCUGCUAGUGCUGGUGAUAUGAAGCAGCCUUGGAUGCCUCCCAGUCCCCGACCUCACAUGCAGGCACCAGUCAGCCCCAGAUCUAGGCCCAUGAGUCCUUGUGGAACUCCCAAGAAAUCACAGUCGUACGAGGGGUCGGGUUGCAUGACUCCACAACGCAACUUACCGCUGACACCCACUCGACCAAGCGCAUUACAAGCGCGCAGUAACUACAAACCUACUCCAGUGAUCAGCACACCUCCAAGAAUAAGGCAGAAGAAGAUCUGCUCUACUCCGCCUCGCGGCAAAGGUGACUACGCCUCCUCCAAGUCAGCCAGCGCUGGAACUCUGCUCAUUGAGAAUAACGAGAACGCUGCUCCAAAGAAACCCCCCACUCCUCGCGUUAGAACCGGGGCUGUUGCUACUCCUCGCAUAAAAGCAGGAGCAGUUGCCACGGCGACUCCCCGAGAUGAGUCUGCAAUUACUAAACCAGCCACUCCCAAAAUAAAGCUAGCCGCUAGAUCCAAUACCCUGAACAGACCUCUCGCAAAACCAAAACCCUCAUCUGACUUAAGCGAAUCUGCCAAAAAGAAGCCGACUAUAAAAGCAAAAAUAGGUGUCCCCCCUAAACUAGCGGGCAUCUCUAAGAUAAACACAGGGCUGGCUGGUAGAGCUGAUCUUAAGAAAGUGGCUGAUAAAAGCAAGCUUGUAGGAGGAAGAGCAGUUACCAUGGCAACGCCAGGAGCAAGGCGACCCGUGUUAGGUUCUCUCGAGAAUAAAGCCGCUAAACAGGACGACACUGCAAACUCCUCCAAAUCUAGCAGAGUAUCAAAUGUAAACAAACCGGCUGACAAAGUAUCAGCUGCUAAAACGGGGGGCGCGGUGAAGUCUGGUGUUGCCAUGGUAACUGCGGUGAAGUCUGGUGUUGCCAGCAGGUCGAGAAUUCCCGCCCCUCGUAGCCGGUUACCAAGUAAAUUACCAACAAGGAGCAACAAGUGAGGGAGACUGCUGCUAAUUGUUGUGGUAACGUGUCAUGUUUUGUUUGAGACAAUCUUAGUGUGUUCUGUUGUUACGAACUAUAACUGAAAAUGAAAUGAAGGAACAGACUGAAAAGAUGAACUCUUAUAUUUUUGUAAAUAUGUUGAAACGAUUCUAAAGUGCAGUUCUGCUGUGUUUAUAUUGAACCAUUUUUACAUCUAGUAUGGUGUUGUCGGAUGAGAUUGGCGAAAUCACCGAAGUCAAAACUCUCUUCUCGUCUUUGUGUAUUUCUUGUGUAUUUUUACUAACAAAGAAGCUCACUUCAGUUCGAUUUGACAGCGAUACAUAGUAUGAAACCCAGGCCACGUUGGCAGACAUCUCACGUAUAGGCUCGUUUUUGGGAUUCUAAUUUCAUGGUUGUUCUCGUGAAGUCUGAACUUAGUCUGUAAUCUUAUAUUUUUCGGUUUAGUUCAAAUAUUGAAUAUGAUGAUUAUUUACCAUUUUGGAAAUAUUUUCAUUCGGAAUCAAUUUGCAUGACAAAAUAGUAGCGACAAGUUUAAUUUGGUAAUGAUGAAAUCAACGUAUUAAAUGGUUAAAUAUAUCAUUAAAUCAUUAAUUAUGACUAGUAAAACGCACUUACCGUGGUAUUGGGGGGGGGGGGGGGGGGGGGGGGGAGUUAUCGUUUAAAAAAAAGUGAUUUCCUAUUUAACCCCUCCGACGUGUGGGUAAAUCAGUGUUUUGUAAUUUAAAGCUAUGUUUUGGAUAGAGAAGUGACUGUUGUUAUGGUGACGAUAAAACAGAUUAUUGAUUUGUUCGAAUUUGUUUACCAAUCCUAUAUUGUCAAUUAAUAAAUUAUUUAUGUUAAGAUUCUUAUAAUACGUU
Molecule: messenger RNA, 6494 nt
Organism: Bolinopsis microptera
Lineage: Eukaryota; Metazoa; Ctenophora; Tentaculata; Lobata; Bolinopsidae
Exons: 7
Coding region: 51-5633 (1860 amino acids)
Source: RefSeq, a predicted model, not a curated record